Molecule: messenger RNA, 1657 nt
Organism: Amphiprion ocellaris (clown anemonefish)
Lineage: Eukaryota; Metazoa; Chordata; Actinopteri; Pomacentridae
Gene: rgn
Product: regucalcin
Exons: 9
Biological process (GO): L-ascorbic acid biosynthetic process
Molecular function (GO): enzyme regulator activity; calcium ion binding; gluconolactonase activity
Source: RefSeq, a predicted model, not a curated record
UAAAAAAUGGUGGGAUUUUGGUGAUUUUAAUUUUCUUUGGAAAAUCAAUAAAUUGACACUUUUCGGGUGCGUUUGAUGGAAGUGAUCCUCCGGGAGGGGCGGAGCUAUCUCCCCAAUAACAGCAGACACACCGAGAAAUACUUCGGAGUACUUCAAAGUACUGCGAUCCCUACGUCGCUGCUACAGCUCGUGAGGAGCUUCCUGCCCUGUGAUUGGUCCAGACAGUCAGGCGGUGAUGUCAUCGGUGAAGGUGGAGAGUGUGGUGGAGGUGAGCGCUCUGGUUGGUGAAGGGCCGGUGUGGGAGGAGCCAGAGCAGACGCUGCUAUUCGUCGACAUCCCAGGUCAUAAGAUCCACCGCUGGAACCCAGCCACCAAUCAGAUCCAGUCUGUGGAGACAGCUGACCCGGUGGGCUUCGCGGUUCCUCGGAGGUCAGGUGGUUAUGUAGCAGGUGUGGGCCGCAGCAUUGUGGCUGUUGAUUGGUCGACUCAGAGCAGGAGAACAGUGUUUUGAGAUCACAGUCACAUCCGUGCACCAGCUGUUGUUGAUGAAGACAAACUGAACACUCGCCUGAACGAUGGGAAAGUGGAUCCGAUUGGACGCCUUUGGGCAGGUACGAUGGUGGCCGAGGGCCAACAGGACGACAGGAAGCAGGGAUCUCUGUUCUCUGUGACCUCUGACCUCACUGUGACCAAACACCUGAGCCAGGUGGACAUCUCUAAUGGGAUGGACUGGUCUCUGGACCAGAAGACGUUUUUCUACAUUGACAGUUUGUCUCUGACUGUUGAUGCCUUCGACUACGACGUGACCACCGGAAAGAUAGGUAACCGUCGUGUGGUAUACCGGAUGCAGGAGGGGGAGGGGCUUCCUGAUGGGAUGACGAUGGACGCUGGAGGUCGUCUCUGGGUGGCGUGUUAUAAUGGAGGACGGGUCAUCAACAUAGACAACGCUACUGGUGUGCGUCUCCAGACCAUCCCCCUUCCUGCCACUAAGACCACCUCGUGUUGCUUCGGAGGUCCAGACUACAGCGACCUCUACGUGACCUCAGCCAGUCUGGGCCUCGACCAAUCAGAGCUCAAGCACCAGCCGCAGGCGGGACACACCUUCAGGGUGACGGGACUCGGGGUCAAAGGUCGACCUUCACACUCGUUCUCUGGAUGACCUCCAGGAGGCGGAGACUCGACCUGUCAUUGAUCACCAUCCAUCCAAUCACAGCACAGAUCACCUGCACUACAGGAUCAAUCAAUAACUGCAUCAAUAACUGGAUCAAUAACUUUAUUAAUGAGGGCUUCACAUUAAUACGGAGCUCACCUGCUGUAUGUGUAGCUAAUGAGCCAAUCAGAAACAUGGAAAAUCUGACAUGAUAGUGGACCAGUCAGAGUCCGAGAACCUUUGGAACUUGAUUAUGAAACUUUUACUGUGGAGGAUUGUGGGUAAUGUAGUGUCUCAAUUAAUAAUCGACAGUCAUGGAGGAUUGUGGGUAAUGUAGUGCCUCAAUUAAUAAUCGACAGUCAUGGAGGAUUGUGGGUAAUGUAGUGCCUCAAUUAAUAAUUGACAGUCAUGGAGGAUUGUGGGUAAUGUAGUGCCUCAGUUAAUAAUAAACAGUUAUGGAGGAUUGUGGGUAAUGUAGUGCAUCAGUUAAUAAACAGUUAUGGAGGA